GGUUUUCUAUCCUUUCUAAAAGAGACCGCCGAUGUCGUCUUUGGGGGCUCCGCCAAUUCAAUGUUAACAAGCUGCAAAUUAACAGAUAGUCCAGAGCCUAGUUGGGCCAACAAAUGGAAACGUGACACCUGGAUACCUCCAACAACAGCCAUCAGAGCUGGCUUCGAUUAUGAUGGAGAACCAGUUUUUGUUGGCAAAACUAUUUACAAAGGGGAUCAUUUGCCAGCUAACGUUAUACCGAGCAAAAAUAUUUGUUUUUUUUCCUAUAAUGGUAGACAGAUUGAAAACGAUACGUUCGAAUUCCUGUGUACUACCAACGGAGAAUGGGUUGAGUGCUCUAAUGGAGAAGUACCUUGUAAUGCUGUGGAAGGUGGCGAAACAGCCGAUGGAGAAACCUUGUAUAUCGGAAGAAUCAUCCGUAAUUCCAGAGGUUCUGUGGUAGUAGGAAAAGUUCAUCCAAGCAAAAAGGUUUGUUUCGUUCCUUUGUCAGGAAUAGAACAUCAGUACUCUGAUUAUGAAGUAUUAGCUUUAAGCAUAAAAUAA
Phyllotreta striolata is the source of this 543-nucleotide messenger RNA. The record is from the annotation of a GenBank genome assembly. Lineage: Eukaryota; Metazoa; Arthropoda; Insecta; Coleoptera; Chrysomelidae.